This is a messenger RNA of Danio aesculapii, 1836 nucleotides long. RefSeq names its product gastrula zinc finger protein XlCGF57.1. NCBI's taxonomy places the organism in Eukaryota, Metazoa, Chordata, Actinopteri, Cypriniformes, Danionidae. Bases 406 to 1728 code for a protein of 440 amino acids. The transcript has 4 exons. The record is from RefSeq and is a predicted model, not a curated record.
GUUACAAAACACGGUUUGAUAAAGCUUUAUUUCUGCAUUGUUUUCAUCUGGUACCGACUAGUGCUGCUAUGUGUGUGUCUUUUCUGGCGUCUGCUGACUCAAACAUAAUGUUAGCCUAGCAGGCAACGAUGUGACAGAAACGUGAAUUCAUCAAGACCUCGAGCGAUUGUCUUCGUGUUUGUGAUUGUUUUUGCGAGCAAGAAUGCUAUUGUUGCCGAAUGUCACGUCAUCAAAAGUCAAAAUACGGUCUUGGAGGGGUAUUAAGAGGAGUCGACUUCGCGCGACCUUUUAAAUCCACCACAAGAGAUCUGCUCCUUCCACACACCAACUCCCUUAAAUGAAGCUCCUUCCACUUGGAUAUUUUCAUCUGAAGAGGACAAGAGUUGAUGAAAGAACACAGAGAAUAUGAAUGAUCCUGAAGCCUCCAGAAUAAAACAAGAAGAUGUUGAAGAACGAAUAGACCUGAUCGAAGAGAACAAGGAGAUUGAAGGACUGAUUGAAUUGGCGAAGAAACACCAUGACAUCAACAUUGAAGAAACACUCAGUGCCUCAUGGCCAAGUAGAGAGACAAUAUGUUACAUUUGCCCUCAGUGUGGAAGGAGUUUCUUAUGCGAACAAAGUCUUAAUCUUCACAUACAGUUUCAUAAUGAGGUGAAGCGGUAUGCAUGUGACCUGUGCGAGAAGAUUUUCUCAAAUAAAGGCAACCUUAAGGAGCACAUGAAAACGCACACUGGAGAGAGGCCAUACAUGUGUGAUCAGUGCGGGAAGAGUUUUGCGCAUAAAGGAAAUCUUAACGCACACAUGAAAAUACACACAGGAGAGAAGCCGUAUGCUUGUAAUCAAUGCGGGAAGAGAUUCAAACAAAAACAAAUCUUCAAUGAUCACAUUAAAAUCCACACCGGAGAGAAGCCGCACAAAUGUGCUCAGUGCGGGAAGAGUUUCACACAAAAGGGAGCCCUUAAUGCACACAUGAAAAUCCACACCGGAGAGAAGCCGCAUUCAUGCGAGCAAUGCGGGAAGAGUUUCACACGGAGACAGAACCUUACCGAUCACAUCAAAAUCCACACCGGAGAAAACCUGCACACUUGUGAUCAGUGCGGGAAGAGUUUCUUAAAGUCAUGUGUUUUAAAAGAGCAUCUGCGUACUCAUUCAAGAGAAAGACUGUUUAACUGUGACCAGUGCAGUAAAAAAUUCUUUAGAGCCGAUGCCUUGAAGGAUCACCUGAAAGUUCACACACAGGAGAAGCCUUACAUAUGUUCCUUUUGCGCAAAGAGUUUUAGACAGAUGGGCAAUUUAAAAAUACACCAGAAAAGACACAGCGGUGUGAAGGAUCAUAUGUGCACUGAGUGUGGGAAGACUUUCUUUACAGAUUAUGAGCUUAGAGUACACCAGAGCGCUCAUACUGGAGAAAAACCUUAUAAGUGUUCACACUGUGAUAAGACAUUUAAACGGCCUGAAUAUCUGAAAAUACAUGAGAGGAUCCACACCGGAGAAAAGCGAUAUCACUGCGAUUCUUGUGGGAAGAGGUUCACGCAGUUAUCUUCACUACUCGGGCAUACGAAAAAUGCUUGCUUGAAAUCACACUUGAUGGGGUCCAAGCGUCCUGUAGCUCAAAUAGUAGAGCAUGGUGCUAGCAACGCCAAGGUUGAUGAUAUGAUCCCAACGGAAAGCAACUCAGCAACUGAGAAAAUGUGUGCCUUCAAUGCAAUACAAGUUGUUUUGGAUUAAAGGGUCUGCCAAAUGCAUAAAUGUAAAAUUUAGCAUAAUGUAACGAUUAGCUUUGCUAGUUUAUUGCUAUAGAACGCUAGUCUAAUAAUUCAGUAUUUUAUAAUGAUU